UUUUAAAUUUUUUGUUGCUUGUUCGGGGGGUGGAACGCAAAACCUUAGCCGGAACUACUGAAAUCGACAUUCGCCGGCAGCUGCGUUAAAGAGAGGUGAACGUUUGGAAUUUGAAUCUCGGGAAGAUAAAUGAAAAGAAGCUUCAAAUGACAAUGAACAGAAUGUAAGUUCCCAAAUGGAAAGCGACUCUACAUUCCUGGCAAGUUUUAUUUGGCAUUCACUGUACUCAACAGAAGUCAUUGGCGCUGUGCAGACAGCUAGGUAGGGGCUACACCAAUCGUUGACACAGCUCACGAGACAACCAGGCCAUCAUAAUAGCAAAUUGAACUUGGUGCUGAUUCCCAGCAUGGCCAGAGUCUGGCCCCUACUGUUGUACCUUCAGUUGGCUGCAGUUUCGUGGGGUGGUGUAGCGUUAUCUGCGGGACUUACUAAUGUCUUGGAUGACGCAGGGCGUCCAUGGCAACAUGUAGAAAUGCCUGGAGCUGCCAGCAUGGAUGAGAUUAUAGCAAGAAUCAAGAAAUCAGCAGACCAGAUUAUGAAAACCAAACUACAGAGAACAAAAGAGAUUUACAAACUGGAUGACACUCAAGCCCAUCACAGGUCAAAAAGAGCCAUUCCUGAUCAGCUCUCUAAGGCAUAUGAACCUUUCUACGAAUUGCUAAGGAGUCAAGCUCUAUCUGAUGCCAGCGUACCAGGAUGUACUGUUGUUGAGUCCUUUUCUUUGUACAACAAUCAAUACAUUGUUGCAACCAAUAUCAGCUCAAAAGAACAAACAGUUCUGUACAGAUAUGAUAAUGGAACGUCAACUGUCCUGCAAGUUUUGGAGACUGCUGAUGUUAAAGAUUUGGCAGUAUUUCAAGUGGAGGAGCAAACCAUCUUGAUCAUCAUGGAAAGCAACUCUGAAACUGUCGGCCUUCCAACAGGCACUGUCGUGUAUGAGUUUGAUAACACAACCCAGAGCUUUCAGUAUGUUCAAAGAAUUCUAACUGACAAUCCAAGGAGAGUGGAAGUCUUCUCACAUGAUGGUGUCCACUAUGUGAUCUUCACUGGUGCUUCUGUGGAAAGUUUUGGUGUUGGAAUUCAACGCAGGGUGUCUUCUAUACAUAGAUGGAAAGGAGGCCAUUUGGAUAAGAUUUCGACAUUGAUUACUGGUGAUGCAGUUGAUGUACACCCAUUCAAUAUUCACAACCAAGUAUUUCUGGGGUUGGCCAAUCGUACCGAUUCUCACAUCCUGAUCUUCAGCCCACAUCUUGAGGCCUUCAGUAGAUAUCAGGAUAUUGAUAUCACACAUGCCAUUAGCUGGGAGUAUUUCAACCUUGGCGAUGGGCCAGACCAGGACCAUUUCUUGGCUGUCGCAAGUGAUAAAGGUGGGCCGAGUCAGUCAGUCAUCUACAAAUAUCAUCGCAAUGAGUUCGUUCCCUUCCAAAGUAUUUCAACCACUGGAGCCAGGCUGUGGCAUGCCGUCAAGAAUGCAGACGGGACCUUGAGAGUUCUUGCACUGUCUAGUGAUGAUGGCAUAACGUUGUAUGAGUACAGUGGCUGGCGAUUUGAGCUGUCUACUGUACUGAUUGCCCAACCUGGAGACCUGCAGGCUAAGAGUAUGACAUCAUUCAUCCAGAAUAGUCAGGUGGUUCUUGUCAUUGCGGAUAAUUCAACAUUGAAUGACAAUGUUUAUGAAUUGACAUUUCAUGCAAACUAUGCUGUGCAGCAGUUACAUAGAGAGGCGUCAUUAUCAUGUAUUCGUUUGAGAGCUAAGAUUGCAAGUUUAGAGAGCAGACUGAACGCUACACAGACGGCUGCAGAUAAAUUAGUUUAUAUCAACUCUUCAGAAGUUCAGAUUAUCACGGGCAACAAGACAUUCCAAGGGAACAUCUCCAUGGAUGCUGUUGUUGCAAACGAAACUCAUGCUGCAAAUGGUAUGAUUCUUGACGCCAAAGAAAAGGUUGAAUUCUCGGAAGUGAAGUCAAACCAGACACAGAGUUUCUCAGACCUGAUCAGCAUAGAAACACAGUUGAAUGGAGCCAUGAACAAAACAGGUCCUCAGCAAACAGUCACAGGUCAGAAAACCUUCAGCAAAUUGACGACUCCAGUUAUGGAUGCCAACACUGUCAACGUAGGAAGUGAUGUCAUCAACGGAAAUGUGAACUUGACAGAGUUAGUCACAAACACAUGGCAUAAGGACAAAACUCAGGUUAUUGACAUCGGGUUUAGUGUCUCUGGAAAUGUGACAGUGCAAGGAGAUCUGACAGUAUCAGAAUUGCUGGAUGGCAUUAAUACAUCCACCAUCGUUACAUUGUCAGGCAAUCACACUAUAGAGGGCAGCAAAACAUUUGAUGCCUCAGUCCAAGUUGAAGGAAACCUUGAUGUAUCACAAAACAUUGAUGGAGUCAAUGUGACUGACAGCACCCUUCUUCUUACAUACGGGAACCAGACUAUUCAGAAUCAUUUGAAUGUUAGUGGAGUUGUGACCUUCAUCAACGAUGUGGAAGUGGAUGGACUAGUGGAUGGGUGUGAUUUGUCAACUAUCAACCAAGACGCUGUGUUGACAUCAGGUGACUUUAAUGUCACAGGAAACAAAACUUUCACCGGUAACCUGACUCCAGAGUUGGGCAUUACCAUGGGUACAGGACGAACCAUAGAUGGUGUCAGUAUCCUGCAACUUGAUCAAACAGUGUUGAAGACAACAGGGAACCAGCAACUAACAGGAGAUUACAAUUUCACCCAGACUGUGGACAUUUAUGGCAAUCUUAGCGUGGAUGGACUUGUGGAUGGCUUGACUAUUCCUGAUGACAUCUUGUUGGAAAAUUCACCAACGCAGGCAGUUUUAGCUGAGAAUUGGACACUUCAUGACAUCACUGUAGAAAACAUGACUGUGGAAACAAGCAUCGAUGGUAUCACGAGAACAGCUGGUGGCUUUGGUUUGGAUGUGAUGCUAGUUAAUGGUGGAGGGCAGACAUUAGAGGGCGCUAUAUCAUUUGCAGGGGGCAUGCGACUGAAUUGGACGUCUCAGGUCACUGGGCUAGUAGAUGGUGUGGACAUUCCAUCAAUGGCGGCUGAUGCUGUGUAUAAGAGUGGCAAUCAACAAAUUACAGGAAAGAAGACGUUUGCCUCCGAUUUGAAUUUCCAGCAAGAUCUACUGGUUGACGAAUUGAUUAAUGGCAUCAACAUCACUGAAUACGAGUCCAGUGCAUUGAAACUCUUCGAUGAUGAUGACACAAUUGUUUUUAAUGGGGAUGUUGUACUCAAUGCUUCAGAAACAAAGAUGGCUGGCCCACUGAUAACUGCUGGCAAUCAUUCAUUUGCCUACCAGAGAAGUCUUCAAGAUCUUGUCAUUCAAGGCCGGCAGGACAUAAUCUAUGGCUUGAAGACCUUCCCUCAGGUUUCAUCAAAUCAAGAUGUAGAAGCAACACUAGUCAAUGGCAUUAACAUCACGUAUUACUACAGCGAUUCUAUUCGCGUCAUUCCUGGCGUGGUUCUUGUUAUUGAUGAUAAUGUUACAUUCUGGGAUGAUGUUACGAUGAAUGGUAACUUGACCAUUCAAUCGCAAAUUAUUGAUGAUGUAUACAUUCCUGAUAUUGUCACCAUCACCAAUAAUUCUAAAGUGGCUUUAAGGACGACAUUUACCAGCGAUGUGACGGCACAGAAUCUGUCUGUAAACAAUCUGACGUUAUCUGGUCUGUUGAAUGGAUAUGAUGUACAAACAGUUGACGGUGACACCCUCAAGACAAACCAAGCAGGAACACAGACAGUUACUGGCAGCAAGACUUUCCUGAAUGGAAUGUUUAUGAGUGGUGACCUGGUUGUGAUGGGUAACACAGUUGGAGUUGACCUGUCAGCUGUCGCUACUGAUGCUGUGUACAUCAAUCAUGCACACACUGUCAUUACAGCAGGAAAAACAUUUGGAUUCGCAGAUAUCACACACCUUAAUGCUACAGAUCACAUAGAUGGAGUCCACCUACCAUCAUUCAGCAAGAACGUCGUCAUUCAGAUGAUUGAACAGACAAUAGAGGGCGUUGUUACUUUCAAUCAAGACGUUGACUUUGAUGAUGACAUCACUGUUGCGCAAACCAUCAAUGGCCACAAUGUGACGACCUGGUUGCUUGAAGUGCUGAACGUCUUGAACAGUUCCUAUAAUGUUGAGCUUGAGUUUUCUGAUGUCGUAUCUGGAGAUAACGUGACUGUUGAUGGAUUGAUCGAUGGACACAAGAUGACUGACUUUGUUCUCAACGUGGCUGAGUUCCAAGCAAUCAGUGCUGCCAAGCGCUUCAUCGGAUCAUUGACAGUCAACGAAACUGUGGAGGCUCUGUUGAUCAAUGGUGUCUCUAUUGAUGAACUGAAUGCACUCGCUGUACGACACAAUGAAACAGAGAACAUCUAUGGAAAUAAGACGUUUGCUAGUGGAAUUUCUCUUCAGCAGAACAUGACAGUCACAACCUUAGUAGAUACAGUCGAUGUUCCAGCCUUACAAGUAAACGCCUUAGCAACCAUGAGUGAGAACAAGACAAGGCAGUUUGUCCUUGGCAACGGUACCCUAGGCAACAUCAUCGUUCUUGGUAACCUGACACACAAUGGUACAGUGGAUGGUGUGAAUCCAGAGCAGCUAGAGAAGACAUACAUGAGCCUGACCAUCCCACAGACCGUCACAGGUUUCAAGACACUUCAAGACACUCUAACCAUAGCUACUCCGGCAACAUUAGAUGCAACAACUAUCUAUCUAGAUGGGGAACUGAAUGACGUUGACUUGGAGGAUUUUGCUGAUGCUCACUGGGUGGGAGGUAGUGGUGAUCAGGUGUCUGGGGUCAAAACAUUCACACAGAAUGCUACACUAAGGAGCUCUCUGACCAUCGAUGGCACAAUUAAUGGUUUGGACAUUGAUGGCAAUGCAAUGGUCACCGACCAAAGCAACACAGUAACGGGUAUUAAGACCUUCACCGGUAGCCCACUGACUGUCAAUGGAGCAAUCAACAUGACAGACUGGAUGGAAGUGGAUGGGGUGGAUUUAUCUGAAUAUAAGAAGAAUGCAGCGACGAUCACAAAUGAUCACAACAUAACGUUACCUACAGGCAUAGCUGGAAUUACCAUACAAACAAAUCUCAAGGUGGAAGGAACAGUAGACGGCAUUAAUGUCUCAGCAGAUCACUUGUUGCUGAUAAACGGAACUCAAGAGAUCAGUGGAGUUAAGACUUUCACUCAAGAUGUCAGCGUAUCUCCAAAUAUCCUCAUCAAUGCUUUGCUGAAUGGCGUGGAUUUACCAGAUCUGUUCCACAAUACUCUUUUGAUCAGUCCCAAUCAGACAAUCCGUGGCAAUUACACCUUCAACACUGAGCUGAUAUUGAGUAACGUCACAACAUUGCCUGAUGUACUCGUUGAUGGUCUACGUAUUCCUGAGUUGUAUCGUCUCUGCUACACCUACCCAACAUUUGAGGAGUUUAAUAGAAGUCUUCAGAUGAGAUGUGAUAUGCUGAAUAAGAUGCACCAAGCACAGAAAAAUGCUGCAAUCAUACUCAUAUAUCUGAACACAAGCCAAGUUAUUGAUACAGUGGGGUAUUAUUCCUGGCAUGCAUUCUACUUCAACGACACUCAGUGGCUCAUCAAAGCACAGACGACAACAUAUCCAACAACUGAAUGUAUUGGUUCAGAUAUCUACCAAUGGAAUCAAACCACUGAAGAGCAUGAGUAUUAUCAGACACUGUUUCCCAAAUCAGCUGUCGAUGUGGACUCAUUCAUAAUUGACGAUCGAUUGUUCCUGGUCCUUGCCAGCAAGGAUAAUGACACUGGACAAUGCGACAACUUCUCACGAUUGAAUGAAGGUGAUGAUGUGGAUGGAAUAGUUACACUCAAUCGUACCACAAUCUCCAGUGAUCUCUAUGGCUACAGCACCACCAAAGUCUUAGUCUGGCUCCCUGACUCCGAGGCAUUCUUUCUCUACCAAGCUCUACCCUGUGUCUCACCCUCCGAUGUUGAAGUCUUCAUUGAUCCUUUAACGAAUCAAACCUGCAUAGCCGUAGCCAAUGAGGUCCAUAUAGACGACAAUCUGGAUUUCAUUACCGUCCUGCCAUCCUAUGUCUAUUGUCUACAGAGCCUGAGUACUGGCUUCGUCCUCAACGAUACGUUUAUGACUGCUGGCGUACGCCGUAUCAAACAUUUCUUCAAGGAUGGUACUCUUCACUUGGCCGUUGCUAAUAACUUGAAUCACAUCACGCAAUCCUUCCAAGCAGAAUCAGCAAUCCUCCAGCAAGCAAGCAACGGCUCUUUCAUCCAAGUAGCGACAAUGGAGGGAAACGCUGCAUCUGAUAUUCUCCCAAUCGCCAUCGAAGACAACUGGUAUAUCAUCCUUGCUAAUGAACUCAAAGGAACGCUCAACAAGGCAGACUAUGAUGUCCCAGUAUACGUCUACAAGUAUUCAGAUACAAGUACAUUGGAGCUAGAACAAGAACUGUCAGCAUUUGGUGCUCGGGCUUUAGGUUUCUACACUACUGAAGACCAGGCCUUCAUUGUUGUCGUAGAUCAGACUGCAACGAGUGUGUACAAGUUCCAGGGUAUUGACCUCUUUGUGAAAAUACACACAUUGGAAAUACAUGGUGCAACCAGUCUACACGUGUUCCCAUUGGCGGAUACUGGGCGCAGUCAGGCUGCAUUAGCUGUCUAUGAUGAGGAGGAUUUAUUUCUUGAUGAUCUGGAGGUUCAUGCCGUAACUGCUCCAUCGCUGAUUCUUGACUUUCUCUUGAUUGGUGAGAGACUACUCUCUAUUGCCUGUGAAGUCUGACUCUGCGCAUCGUACUGAUUCAUUGACCAAAUAAGUGAGGAACUUAAGGCGGAAAUGUAAGACACGAAACAGAACGAUUAUUUAUUUGACUACUGAAUAAUUAUUUACAGAUUUAAAUUAUUGAUUUAUUAAUGCAAAGUUAAAUUGUUGUGAUAUAAACUGAGUGGUACAUGGAUGAGAAGAAAUGAUGUAAAGUUGUUAAUAUAAGUCACUGCAAAUCUAUACUGGGUCAAACCUAUUAAAUAUUAAAAUAUGAUAUGUGUUCAAAUUUCCAUCACUGACAAAACCAAAUGUUUGUUUUUAUAGUCCCAUUUGUUGUAAAAUGUUUUGGAGGAAUGUUUAAUUCCAGGGUAUGUGCAACUUGAAAUAAAUCUCAAUUGGGACAGUGCAUUCAAACUUAUUUGGUUUGGUUAGUUUAAUUGGAUUAUUUUUAGUUUCAUGUUAUUUCCCAUCAUCAAAUUAACCUGUAACAUCCCCACCUUUUUUUCACUCAUUAAGUAUCACUCCACACGGUGUACAAGGUGGGAUUCGAACCAGGGCCAAUGAGAUCAGAUUAGUGACUGCUGUGACUAUGAACAAAACAAUUGUCAAAAUGAAGCAAGCACAGGUUUGCUUUUUGAACAAUUCCCAUUUUAAUGGGCUUUGCAAUAACAAAUGUCUUUACAUAAAAAUAGUGACACUAUUAUCAUGAUUUUUGAAAGUUCUUGGAGUAAAAUAAAUAUACGUAUGCAAAGUGUUCUAAAGGUUUUCAUUGUUCACAACUGAAUGUGCCACACAGUUUUACACAAGUAAUAACCUGAUAAGUGAUAACCUGAGGAUGCCUUCAGUAAGAUCCAAUUGUCAUUGAUUCCAUGAUGAGAUAUCUAGUAAAAAUGAAGAACAUCUGCGGACGUCAACUGUCAUCAAAGUCUCCUCUCUUCCCAGACCUGGUUUGACAAAUUACAGAUGAUGAAUUUGUUAAAGGUGUCAAUCGUCAUGUUGAGGUGUAUGUAAGUUUCCAAGAGUAGAGAAUCCCAUUCAGUGGUUUCCAAAAAUGUUGUGUUUUAAUACUGGUUCACUUGCGACCCACAGGGUAGGUCUAAAAAAAAAGUAGUGGCAUAAUGAUAAGAGUAUCUUGCAAGUCUUACCUUAGCCGCUGCUCGAUGAACUAUUGUGUGACGUAUUGCUAAUGCAUCAAUAUCCUUGGAGUAUCCACCACCAAUGACGCAUGCACAGGGAAUACCACGGAUAAAAUAUGAUUGAUGACCCAGAAAUCCCGAUCAUAUAAACCUGCAAACAAGCAUUCAUACACAGUGUUUUACUUAUUACUUUGCUGUUCAUUGCAACCUGAUAUUAAACACAAUAAUCGUGGUUCUGAAUUUCAA
Messenger RNA from Patiria miniata (bat star), 8130 nucleotides. RefSeq lists its product as uncharacterized. Lineage: Eukaryota; Metazoa; Echinodermata; Asteroidea; Valvatida; Asterinidae. The record is from RefSeq and is a predicted model, not a curated record. Gene Ontology annotation, biological process: signal transduction. The coding region runs from base 347 to 6766 and encodes 2139 amino acids. The transcript is spliced from 36 exons.